GCCUUACUCCAGACUCACCGCAGGAGACAUGCUGGCACAAUAACGAUGUCUCUGAAAUGCGCUCAUCACGAAAUAAGGAAAAUAAUAUGUAGCUGUUUUAUGAGCUGACAAUUACCUUCGUGAUAUGAUGGUAUUUACGGUUGUCAGCGCGCGUCCGGUGCGCCAGUGGUUGCUGGUUAUCACCAUGCGUUUUAUUGCGUUCUCCAUGGCUUUUCAACAGGACAGGAGCAGGACAGUGAGGGACUUGUCUGGGCGUCUCGGUGGGCCGUCGGGGUCCGUGGGGCUCUGCACCUUUGGCACGUCUACUGCCUGCUGUUUAGGCUGGAGGAAUGUCAUGGGAGUCUGCCAACCUGUGUGCAACAAGCCUUGCAGGAAUGAAGUCUGUGUGGGUCCAGAUAAGUGCUCCUGCUCUGUGGGAUACAAGGGCCAGCAAUGUGACCAAGAUGUGAAUAAGUGUGGACUCCCAGAGCGACCGUGCUCCAACAGCUGUAUGAACACCCAGGGUAGUUACCGGUGUUACUGCGACCCCGGAUACAACCUCAUGACAGAUGGACCAACCUGCACCAAAGAGCAUAAGUGUUCCUCCUCACGCUGCCAUUUAGCUUGCCAGAUCGACCGGGGGGGAGAGGUGCGCUGUCUGUGUGCCCCCGGCCUCCACCUGGUCGCCAACAACAGGACCUGUGAAGAUGUGGAUGAGUGUCGCAGGGCGUCAGAUGUUUGCCCUCCCCGGCGCACUUGCAAGAACACCUUUGGCAGCUUUGUGUGUGCGUGCAGGGAGGGCUUCGUGUUGGGGACGCUCCAGGACUCAGUGCAGUGUCGAGAUAAGGACGAGUGUCUGGACAGUACUCACCUGUGUAGCCGUCAUUCCCAGUGUUUCAACACCUCUGGUUCCUACACCUGUCAAUGUCUGGAGGACUACUCUGGCGACGGCCACACGUGCUGGCCGAGGAGAGCCUCCCAGUCCAAGACCUCCAUGUACCUCCGGUACAAACUCUCCAAAAGGACCAGGCCCAUACAACAACCACGACGUCCGCAGCUCUGACGGUGCCUCUGGUUCUGACGGAUAACACUGUUGUGAAGUAGUUACUGGCGGGCAUUUUGGGUCGAGCCGUGUUGAAGUAGCACAUGAGAACUACAGGAGGAAAAUAGAUUUGUGUUGAAGCAGCUUCAUAGGACAUAUCACGAGGUCGAUGUGGGGUAAAUUGAGGUGGAGUUCCACUAUCAAAACAUAGUUAAAGCCGAGUAAUGCUAAGAAUUCCUCACACAACUGGAAAGUGUGGAAACGUUCUGUUUUAGCCGUUCAUUUGCCAGGCCUCUCUUCAGUUAGUCAACAAAGAUCCUAGAUUGCUACACGGUGCCAUUAGUGGUCUGCUGUUUGUUGUCAGUCAAAGAAGCCAUUCAUUUGACAAACACAUUCGUCAAGGAAACACACUCUGUAGUCUGCCUGCCAUGCUUCAGACUCAAAACGCUCUGUGAUGACAUGGAAUUUUCUUUGGUUUAAGUUUCUCAGCUUAUUGUCUCCGAAAAGGUCACGGUUAAGAACAAGUUUCACACGCACUGCCAUACUGCUCGUUUGGCAUUUGUAACCAAUUUCACAAUACACAUAAGGGAUCUUGAUAGGGACUUCCUGUAGUGAGUAGUUUUCUGACAGGCCAGUGAGUGUGCACGAGGGGACUAUUAGUCCGUAGGGACUAGUCUUUGAGAGGAGUGUAUACGUCAUUAUUUGUUAAUAAAAGGCUGACCUCUGGUGGAAAGAUAAGGGAGGAUAUUUGUCUUCGAGAGAGAGAGCAGCGUCACCCUGACUUCUCCAUAGAUGGGGUCAUAGAUAGCAGUAUCACCCUGACUUCUCUAUAGAUGGAUCAUAGAUAGUAGUAUCACCCUGACUUCUCCAUAGAUAGUAGUAUCACCCUGACUUCUCUAUAGAUGGAUCAUAGAUAGUAGUAUCACCCUGACUUCUCCAUAGAUGGGGUCAUAGAUAGCAGUAUCACCCUGACUUCUCUAUAGAUGGAUCAUAGAUAGUAGUAUCACCCUGACUUCUCCAUAGAUGGGGUCAUAGAUAGCAGUAUCACCCUGACUUCUCUAUAGAUGGAUCAUAGAUAGUAGUAUCACCCUGACUUCUCCAUAGAUAGUAGUAUCACCCUGACUUCUCCAUAGAUGGAUCAUAGAUAGUAGUAUCACUCUGACUUCUCCAUAGAUGGGAUCAUAGAUAGUAGUAUCACCCUGACUUCUCUAUAGAUGGAUCAUAGAUAGUAGUAUCACCCUGACUUCUCCAUAGAUGGGAUCAUAGAUAGUAGUAUCACCCUGACUUCUCUAUAGAUAGUAGUAUCACCCUGACUUCUCCAUAGAUGGAUCAUAGAUAGUAGUAUCACUCUGACUUCUCCAUAGAUGGGAUCAUAGAUAGUAGUAUCACCCUGACUUCGCUAUAGAUGGAUCAUAGAUAGUAGUAUCACGCUGACUUCUCCAUAGAUGGAUCAUAGAUAGUAGUAUCACUCUGACUUCUCCAUAGAUGGGAUCAUAGAUAGUAGUAUCACCCUGACUUCUCUAUAGAUGAAUCAUAGAUAGUAGUAUCACGCUGACUUCUCCAUAGAUAGUAGUAUCAACCUGACUUCUCCAUAGAUGGAUCCUAGAUAGUAGUAUCACGCUGACUUCUCCAUAGAUAGUAGUAUCAACCUGACUUCUCCAUAGAUGGAUCCUAGAUAGUAGUAUCACCCUGACUUCUCCAUAGAUGGAUCAUAGAUAGUAGUAUCACCCUGACUUCUCUAUAGAUGAAUCAUAGAUAGUAGUAUCACCCUGACUUCUCCAUAGAUAGUAGUAUCACCCUGACUUCUCUAUAGAUGGAUCAUAGAUAGUAGUAUCACGCUGACUUCUCCAUAGAUAGUAGUAUCAACCUGACUUCUCCAUAGAUGGAUCAUAGAUAGUAGUAUCACCCUGACUUCUCCAUAGAUAGUAGUAUCAACCUGACUUCUCCAUAGAUGGAUCAUAGAUAGUAGUAUCACCCCGACUUCUCCAUAGAUGGGAUCAUAGAUAGUAGUAUCACCCUGACUUCUCCAUAGAUAGUAGUAUCACCCUGACUUCUCCAUAGAUGGAUCAUAGAUAGUAGUAUCACUCUGACUUCUCCAUAGAUGGGAUCAUAGAUAGUAGUAUCACCCUGACUUCUCCAUAGAUGGAUCAUAGAUAGUAGUAUCACUCUGACUUCUCCAUAGAUGGGAUCAUAGAUAGUAGUAUCACCCUGACUUCGCUAUAGAUGGAUCAUAGAUAGUAGUAUCACGCUGACUUCUCCAUAGAUGGAUCAUAGAUAGUAGUAUCACUCUGACUUCUCCAUAGAUGGGAUCAUAGAUAGUAGUAUCACCCUGACUUCUCUAUAGAUGAAUCAUAGAUAGUAGUAUCACGCUGACUUCUCCAUAGAUAGUAGUAUCAACCUGACUUCUCCAUAGAUGGAUCCUAGAUAGUAGUAUCACGCUGACUUCUCCAUAGAUAGUAGUAUCAACCUGACUUCUCCAUAGAUGGAUCCUAGAUAGUAGUAUCACCCUGACUUCUCCAUAGAUGGAUCAUAGAUAGUAGUAUCACCCUGACUUCUCUAUAGAUGAAUCAUAGAUAGUAGUAUCACCCUGACUUCUCCAUAGAUAGUAGUAUCACCCUGACUUCUCUAUAGAUGGAUCAUAGAUAGUAGUAUCACGCUGACUUCUCCAUAGAUAGUAGUAUCAACCUGACUUCUCCAUAGAUGGAUCAUAGAUAGUAGUAUCACCCUGACUUCUCCAUAGAUAGUAGUAUCAACCUGACUUCUCCAUAGAUGGAUCAUAGAUAGUAGUAUCACCCCGACUUCUCCAUAGAUGGGAUCAUAGAUAGUAGUAUCACCCCGACUUCUCCAUAGAUGGGAUCAUAGAUAGUAGUAUCACCCUGACUUCUCCAUAGAUGGGAUCAUAGAUAGUAGUAUCACUCUGACUUCUCCAUAGAUGGAUCAUAGAUAGUAGUAUCACCCUGACUUUUCCAUAGAUGGAUCAUAGAUAGUAGUAUCACCCUGACUUUUCAAUAGAUGGAUCAUAGUUGGGGCGGCAGGUAGCCUAGUGGUUAGAGUGUUGGAUUAGUAAACUAAAGGUUAGAAGAUCGAAUCCCUGAACCGACAAGGUAAACAUCUGUUGUUCUGCCCCUGAACAAGGCAGUUAACCCACUGUUCCUAGGCUGUCACUGAAAAUAAGAACAUGUUCUUAACUGACUUGCCUAGUUAAAUAAAGGUAAAUAGAAAAUAAAAAAAUAGAUAGCAGUAUCACCCUGACUUCUCCAAAUAUGGGAUCAUACAUAGCAGCAUCUCCCUGACUUCUCCAUAGAUGUGAUCAUAGAUAGCAGCAUCUCCCUGACUUCUCCAUAGAUGGAUCAUAGAUAGCAGCAUCUCCCUGACUUCUCCAUAGAUGUGAUCAUAGAUAGCAGCAUCUCCCUGACUUCUCCAUAGAUGGAUCAUAGAUAGUAGUAUCACCCUGACUUCUCCAUAGAUGUGAUCAUAGAUAGCAGCAUCUCCCUGACUUCUCCAUAGAUGGGAUCAUAGAUAGCAGCAUCUCCCUGAGUUCUCCAUAGAUGGGAUCAUAGAUAGCAGCAUCUCCCUGACUUCUCCAUAGAUGGGAUCUCAGCAUCUCCCUGACUUCUCCAUAGAUUGGAUCACAGCAUCUCCCUGACUUCUCCAUAGAUGGGAUCAUAGAUCACAGCAUCUCCCUGACUUCUCCAUAGAUGGGAUCAUAGAUCACAGCAUCUUCCUGACUUCUCCAUAGAUGGGAUCAUAGAUCACAGCAUUUCCCUGACUUCUCCAUAGAUGGGAUCAUAGAUCACAGCAUCUCCCUGACUUCUCCAUAGAUGGGAUCAUAGAUAGCAGCAUCUCCCUGACUUCUCCAUAGAUGGGCUACAUAACCGAAAGCUGUUGAAAUGCAUGUAUUUGUUGAGUCGUGUUAAUUAAUUAAGGCACUUUGAGAGAUCGUCUGUUUGAUGAUGUAAAAUGUCUGGAACAAUGGUAUACUUGUUGAAUGGGAACCAACCAAUAAAGUUUGUUGUUAUUAUUA
Messenger RNA from Oncorhynchus mykiss (rainbow trout), 5045 nucleotides. Its product is annotated as nephronectin-like. Gene Ontology annotation, molecular function: calcium ion binding. The record is from RefSeq and is a predicted model, not a curated record. NCBI's taxonomy places the organism in Eukaryota, Metazoa, Chordata, Actinopteri, Salmoniformes, Salmonidae.